UAUUAAUGGAAAUAGAGGGUUCUAAGUUUUAGGAAAUCACACUUUUGGUGAAAUCGAAAUUGGUGCAAUUGGAGUUUGACGCCAGUGAAAGAAAACUGUAAAACAAUUCAUACUAAUUCCAUUAGUCAAGAAAUUGAAUCGAGCAGAGUAGAGCACGAUUAGAGAAUUAGAAGGUUAACAGAGGUAAGGAAUUCAGUACUAAAAUGUUUAGGACCUUGAUUACGAAGAUAGAUCAGAAUGGGUUGAUUAUCACAGGACCUAAGGAACUAAAUAUUACUAAAAAUAAUAAUAUGAGAAGGCCUUAUAUGAGUAUUACCUGUCGAUAUUGGCAUUAAAUGAUAGUAAAAUGUGGAGAGAAUUCGGGGUUCCUCUAAUUCAUAACAUUCAACUCAACCUGGAAUUAUUGAAGAAACCUGCUACUAUGGAGUUGCUGUAAUUUGUUCUAUAUAUUGACACCUCCAACAUCAAGGCUUACUUUAAAUUGGGCAAGUGCCAUCGAAGCAACGGUCAAAUUCAAGCUGCAUUGUAAUAUUAUUGAAUUAAUUCAGACAAUAUUUUCAAUAAGGCGAGAAGCUAUGUUACCAAACUCAAGAUAAGGAGUCAGCAUCAGAUUUUCAAAAACAAAUCUAAGAGUGCAGAAGACUAUCAAACCAAAGCAGAAAUUGAGAG
Molecule: messenger RNA, 669 nt
Organism: Paramecium octaurelia
Lineage: Eukaryota; Ciliophora; Oligohymenophorea; Peniculida; Parameciidae
Source: the annotation of a GenBank genome assembly